This is a messenger RNA of Meriones unguiculatus (Mongolian gerbil), 4257 nucleotides long. It is a transcript of the gene Pcsk6, whose product is annotated as proprotein convertase subtilisin/kexin type 6. The record is from RefSeq and is a predicted model, not a curated record. NCBI's taxonomy places the organism in Eukaryota, Metazoa, Chordata, Mammalia, Rodentia, Muridae. The transcript is spliced from 22 exons. Gene Ontology annotation, molecular function: serine-type endopeptidase activity. Bases 37 to 2919 code for a protein of 960 amino acids. Gene Ontology annotation, biological process: peptide hormone processing. Gene Ontology annotation, cellular component: cell surface; membrane.
CUCGCCGCUCGGGCGCCGCGCGAGCCUGCCGCUGCCAUGCCUCCGCGCGCACCGCCAGCGCCCGGGCCCCGGCGGCCGCCGCCCCGGGCCGCCGAUGUCGCGCGGGGGGCAGGGGACGCCGGCCGGCACGGGCUCCCGCCGCCCGCGCCGCGCCCCUGGCGCUGGCUGCUUCUGCUCGCUCUGCCCGCCGCCUGCUCCGCGCUGCCGCCGCCGCGCCCCGUCUACACCAACCACUGGGCAGUGCAAGUGCUGGGCGGCCCCGGCGCGGCGGACCGCGUGGCUGCGGCGCACGGCUACCUCAACUUGGGCCAGAUUGGGAACCUGGACGAUUACUACCAUUUUUACCACAGCAAGACCUUCAAGCGAUCAAUCCUGAGCAGCAGAGGUCCUCACACCUUCCUCAGAAUGGACCCCCAGGUGAAAUGGCUCCAGCAACAAAAAGUGAAGCGCAGGGUCAAGAGGCAGGUCCGGAGCGACUCUCUUUAUUUCAACGAUCCCAUAUGGUCCAACAUGUGGUACAUGCAUUGUGCUGAUAAGAACAGUCGCUGUCGGUCGGAGAUGAACGUGCAGGCGGCGUGGAAGCGUGGCUACACGGGAAAGAAUGUGGUGGUGACGAUCUUGGACGAUGGCAUAGAGAGGAACCACCCAGACCUGGCCCCCAACUAUGAUUCCUAUGCAAGCUAUGAUGUCAAUGGAAACGAUUAUGAUCCUUCCCCGAGAUAUGAUGCCAGCAAUGAGAACAAACAUGGCACUCGCUGUGCUGGAGAAGUUGCUGCUUCGGCCAACAACUCCUACUGCAUCGUGGGCAUAGCGUAUAAUGCAAAGAUAGGAGGCAUUCGGAUGCUGGACGGCGAUGUGACUGAUGUGGUUGAGGCCAAGUCCCUGGGCAUCAGACCCAACUACAUUGACAUUUACAGUGCCAGCUGGGGACCAGAUGAUGAUGGGAAGACAGUGGACGGGCCUGGCCGUCUGGCUAAACAGGCUUUCGAGUACGGCAUUAAAAAGGGCCGCCAAGGUCUGGGCUCCAUUUUUGUCUGGGCCUCCGGGAAUGGUGGACGAGAAGGGGACCACUGCUCCUGUGAUGGCUACACCAAUAGCAUCUACACCAUCUCCGUGAGCAGUACCACUGAGAACGGCCACAAGCCCUGGUACCUGGAGGAGUGCGCCUCUACCUUAGCUACCACCUACAGCAGUGGCGCCUUUUAUGAACGGAAGAUUGUCACCACGGAUCUGCGUCAACGCUGCACGGACGGUCACACUGGGACCUCAGUCUCGGCCCCCAUGGUGGCCGGCAUCAUUGCCUUGGCUCUAGAAGCAAACAACCAGUUAACCUGGAGGGAUGUACAGCACCUGCUUGUGAAGACAUCCCGGCCAGCUCAUCUGAAGGCGAGUGACUGGAAAGUCAACGGCGCUGGGCACAAAGUUAGCCAUCUGUAUGGAUUUGGUUUGGUGGAUGCCGAAGCUCUCGUCCUGGAGGCAAGGAAGUGGACGGCAGUACCAUCCCAGCAUGUGUGUGUGGCCACCGCAGACAAAAGGCCCAGGAGCAUCCCCAUUGUGCAGGUGCUGCGGACCACGGCCCUGACCAAUGCCUGUGCAGACCACUCCGACCAGCGAGUGGUCUACCUGGAGCACGUGGUAGUCCGAAUCUCUAUCUCACACCCACGCCGGGGCGACCUCCAGAUCCACCUGAUUUCUCCCUCCGGAACCAAGUCACAACUUUUGGCAAAGAGAUUGCUGGAUUUUUCCAAUGAGGGGUUCACAAACUGGGAAUUCAUGACCGUCCACUGCUGGGGAGAAAAGGCUGAAGGAGAAUGGACUUUGGAAGUCCAGGACAUACCAUCGCAGGUCCGCAACCCAGAGAAACAAGGAAAGCUGAAAGAAUGGAGCCUCGUUUUAUAUGGCACAGCGGAGCACCCAUACCGUACCUUCAGUUCCCAUCAGUCUCGCUCACGGAUGCUGGAGCUGGCAGUCCCAGAGCUGGAGCCUGCCAAGGCUGCUGGGCCACCACUCGAGGCAGAGACUGCUGUAGAUGAUGAAGAGUACACAGCUCCUUCCAUCAAAGGCUCUCCUAAUACUUUACAGACCAGUGUGUGCCAUCCCGAGUGUGGUGACAAAGGCUGCGAUGGCCCCAAUGCAGACCAGUGUUUGAACUGUGUCCACUUCAGCCUGGGGAACGCCAAGACGAGCAGGAAGUGUGUGAGCGAGUGCCCCUUGGGCUAUUUUGGGGACACAGCGGCAAGACGCUGCCGUCGGUGCCAUAAGGGAUGUGAGACAUGCAUGGGCCGGAGCCCAACACAGUGCCUGUCUUGUCGCCGUGGGUUCUAUCACCACCAGGAAACGAACACUUGCGUGACGCUCUGUCCUGCUGGACUUUAUGCUGAAGAAAGCCAGAGACUCUGCCUCAAGUGCCACCCAAGCUGUCAAAAGUGUGUGGAUGAACCUGAGAAGUGCACUGUGUGUAAGGAAGGAUUCAGCCUCGCACGGGGCAGCUGCAUUCCAGACUGUGAACCGGGCACCUACUUUGACUCUGAGCUCAUCAGAUGUGGGGAGUGCCACCACACCUGCCGCACCUGCGUGGGGCCCAGCCGAGAAGAAUGUAUUCACUGCGCACAGAGCUUCCACUUCCAAGAUUGGAAAUGUGUGCCGGCCUGUAGUGAGGGCUUCUACCCAGAGGAGAUGCCUGGCUUACCCCACAAAGUGUGUCGAAGAUGUGACGAAAACUGCUUGAGCUGCGAGGGCUCCAGUAGGAACUGCAACAGAUGUAAGGCCGGUUUCACACAGCUGGGGACCUCCUGCAUUACCAACCACACGUGCAGCAAUGCCGAUGAGACCUUCUGUGAGAUGGUGAAGUCCAAUCGUCUCUGUGAACGGAAGCUCUUCAUCCAGUUCUGCUGCCGCACCUGCCUCCUGGCUGGGUAGGGGCAGCUGCCCACUGAGUGCAGGGGUCCUCCCCUCUUCCCAUCUGCCCAUCUACCUUCCUCUAGAUGGUCAGCCAUAGCCUGUUCCUUGGGAUGGCCCUGCAUCUGACAGCUCUAUCUCCCUGAGAGCUGGGUCCUACUGCACCAUCUCUGAGCGCCUGAACUAGGUGGAGGUGGCCCAUAAGGAUAUGUGACUAAAAUGGGAACGCCCCCCCCCCCUCAAAAACUCUUCUUGCCGGCUGCAGUCUAAAGCUGAACUCAAAUAGAAGCAAAUGAAUUAAGAGACUCAGAGCUGCAGCUUCGGAGUGGCUUCUGGGACCCUAGUUUACUGAAACUUCAAGACCAAAGCAGAAAAAGAGGGAUGCCCGGCAUCACAGAGUCCUCCCCACCAGACACACAUAUUUGUGUGACCUCGGCAGAUCUCACUGAGCUGGCUGGCAGGACCCUACGCUGUCCUGAGCUAAGAUGAAGGGCCUAGCUUCCGACCCGUGCAUCACUGGCCACCAGUCUGCCCGAGGAACACUUUGGUCAGACUGUAAAUAAAACAUGUUUCAGGGCAUAAGAUGUACGACCACUGGGGAUAGAAUCUAUGUCUGUGUAGUCAGCGCCUUCUGAAACUACAGCCACCGCCUCAAAGAUCCAGCACCACACCUAAGCAGAUCCACCCGUCCUCUCUGCAGCGUUCUCCUGUGAGUGAGCCAAGCUGUCCAUGGGACUGGUCUACCUGCAUCCCCCGGGGCUCCUGGGCCUGAGCCGCCAGCCGCCAACACAUGCAGAGCCUGUGGAGGAAGGUCCAAAGGAGCUAGUUAGGGCUGGCCAAGAGACAUCUGGUAGCCAAGCAGAUCCUUCUUCAACAUGUGAAGCCAGCCCCUGAAUCACUCAUCGCCAGCCCUCCACAUCACACAACUGCUUUUCAAGUGCAUUUGGCCUCUGCUCUCAGGACUCCGUUCUGAGGAUGCUGCUCUGGUCCAGUAUAGUACGAGCCUACGUGAGCUGGAUUGAUCUCUGCCAAGCCUGUGUAGGCAUUUUAUAAGCUACGUGUUCUAAUUUUUACCAAUGUUAAUUAUUUUGACAAAUAUUUCAUAUAUUUUAAUUGAAAUGCGCAGAUCUGCUUGAUCGGUUCCCUUUAAUAUGGGGAUAACAUUUGCCUUAAAUUUUUCCAACCUUGUCUCUCUCCACAUUGUCCUGCUCCCCUCUCUGACUAUGAUGUGUUUGUCUUGUCACCUGUGGGUGGCAAGGACCCAGCUGUUGUCUGUUGAAUCCACAACAUAAGAAAUCAGUGAAGCAAAUCUAAAUGUUAACCCUGAGUUAAUAAAAAGAGUUAACAUCCCAUUGCAAA